CGAAACUCUCUGCGAUCGAACCAUUUGCAAGCAAAAAUUGGCAGAGAGAGAGAGAGAGAGAGAGAACCUCUCUCGCUUUCCUUUGACGCUUCCGACCCAUUUCCCUUGCAAUCUUCGUCUUUGUAUUUUCUUCUCUCUCUCUAAACUUCAUUGACCUAACUCUCUCUCUCUCUUAGUAUGGCGUUCCCAGACUCUUCUCGUCGCAACUCUCUGAUCCCGACCUUCCUUUAUUCCUCCUCUUCUUCAUCUCCGAAAACCCUACCUCUGCACAAGAUCCUCAGCUCCGGCGCCGCCGGAGCCGCCUCGCCGCCUUCCGGCAUCGACGGCGGAUCGCGCGGGAGUAGCUUCAUGAUUCCUGCUCCCAGCGAGCCUGGCAAGAUCGAGAUGUACUCGCCGGCGUUCUACGCCGCCUGCACCGUCGGUGGAAUCCUCAGCUGUGGCCUCACUCACAUGGCCGUCACUCCUCUUGAUCUCGUCAAGUGUAACAUGCAGAUUGACCCUGCUAAGUACAAGAGCAUCUCGUCUGGGUUUGGAGUUUUGCUCAAGGAGCAGGGAUUCAAGGGCUUCUUCCGCGGCUGGGUGCCUACCUUGCUCGGUUACAGUGCACAGGGUGCUUGCAAGUUUGGGUUCUAUGAGUUCUUUAAGAAAUAUUAUUCUGAUAUUGCUGGUCCAGAGUAUGCAAGCAAGUACAAGACCUUGAUCUACCUUGCUGGUUCCGCAUCUGCGGAGGUUAUUGCUGAUGUUGCACUCUGCCCCUUUGAGGCUGUGAAGGUCCGUGUCCAAACUCAGCCCGGUUUUGCGAGAGGUCUGUCUGACGGGAUGCCAAAAUUUGUUAAAUCUGAAGGAACCUUAGGGCUCUACAAGGGAUUAGUGCCUCUGUGGGGACGUCAGAUUCCAUACACUAUGAUGAAGUUUGCUUCUUUUGAGACCAUCGUUGAGAUGAUCUAUAAGCAUGCCAUCCCCAGACCAAAGAAUGAGUGCAGCAAAGGUCUGCAACUCGGUGUCAGUUUUGCUGGUGGAUAUAUAGCCGGUGUACUUUGUGCAAUUGUGUCUCAUCCUGCUGAUAAUCUUGUCUCUUUUCUGAACAAUGCCAAAGGAGCAACAGUUGGUGAUGCGGUGAAUAAGAUGGGUUUGAUGGGUCUCUUUACUCGUGGUCUUCCUCUCCGUAUUGUUAUGAUUGGAACACUUACUGGAGCCCAGUGGGGAAUAUACGAUGCAUUCAAAGUCUUUGUGGGACUGCCAACCACUGGUGGUCCUGCUCCUGCUGCUCCUGCCCCUGCUCCUGCUGUUGAGCUUGCAAAGACAUAGAAUGUCUAAUGAUGACACUCGAUUGUUUUUUUAAGAAACUUAGAAAGCCAGCGAAUAGGAACCAUAAAUAAACAGAGGACUGCUGAAGUUGCUUGAGUGGAACUCAAGCUUACUUGGAUAAUAUUCUUUUCAAGUUCAGACAUUGUUUCCAUUCUUGUAUUUGAGUAUUUUAAAUUUUUGGGAGGAUGGUUUUGCUCGCAUCCUUCUUGUUGCUGAAAACUUCGUAGUUAGGAAUGAUAUAAUUUUGCAUGUCAGGGUCUCUACAUGCCUCUGUCAAACGGGAAUACACAUGUUUUCUUGUCCAUGCAUAAGCUUGGACGCAUAUGCAGUGCCUAUAUUGAGUUCAUUUUUACUUCUAGCUAACCUAAGAAAAUUAUUUUUGUUCCUUUUGUUAAAUUACGUUUCUUGUAUUGCCAUCAUCUGCUGUAUUUCAA
Messenger RNA from Gastrolobium bilobum, 1742 nucleotides. Its product is annotated as mitochondrial phosphate carrier protein 3, mitochondrial-like. Gene Ontology annotation, molecular function: phosphate transmembrane transporter activity. Lineage: Eukaryota; Viridiplantae; Streptophyta; Magnoliopsida; Fabales; Fabaceae. The coding region runs from base 178 to 1308 and encodes 376 amino acids. The transcript is spliced from 6 exons. The record is from RefSeq and is a predicted model, not a curated record. Gene Ontology annotation, biological process: mitochondrial phosphate ion transmembrane transport. Gene Ontology annotation, cellular component: mitochondrial inner membrane.